AUGAAGCGCUCUCAAGAACAAUCUCUUUCUCGAAGCGCGAAGCGCAGACGUCAAAGACAAAGAAAACAUGAUCAUAAAGCCGAAGCCGGCGCCGAAGCCGCUGUCGCUGCUAGCUUCGCGAACAGCUUCAACGACCUUGAAUCGACUUCGAACAAUAUGACUGAUGGACCGUAUUCAGGUUCCCCCAACGCCGAGGCCGCCGCAAACUUCAAGCUGUUCGACUUUACUAGCCUUGCUCCUUGGAUUACGGACAAGAUGGCUGAGACCUUCGAUCCGCUUGCUGCUAGAGCCGAAUUAGCCUGCGACUACGACGAGUUUAAUUCGCUGCUGAAAGAGAUAGCUGAUAAUUUCGAUCCCACUGCGUCCGAAGUUGAAGCUGCGGCCAACCUCGUUUCAUUGUCUCGUCACCGGUACCCCGGGCUGUUCAGCAUGAUAGAAGAGCAUGCGCCGGAGAUAAUUACCAAGGCCCAUCCAUUUGCUUCAGAGUCUGCUUCGGAAUCCGCUUCCAAAUCUGCCUCAACAUCGGCUCCGAAAUCUUCCACAUCUGCUGCGAAAUCUGCUUCGGCAUCUGGCCCGACAUUUGCGAAGGUUUGGUGCCAGGCUAUGUGCGAGAGCGAGAGCGACAGCGAUACAUCGAUUCCUGCCCAACGAAAAGGACAAGGUCAGCUUGAAUCUUUCGGGAUGCAACACGAAUUCAAAGCAAGAGGUUCUCGUCCUCGCAGCUCCGUUGCUCACCGAUCUUCACGAUCCUCCGCCGGCAUCAACCCCAACCACAUCUCCGCCCACCGAUCUCCUCGCUCCUCCGCCGGCCUCGAGCCCGUCGCCGCCAACCGGUACGGAGUCCUGCCUCCCCUCCCUUACCCUGCCAAUAAGAGCUCUGCCAGCAAGAGCAGCCCCUUGCCAUCGCCAUCCUCGCCUCCAUUUGCAUCCCCUUCUCCAUCUCCAUCUCUAUACCCGAUCCCACCCGAACACCAUUCCUCAGCCUCCCGACAUUAUCGAAGCCUCCACUCCGCCGCCGAUGGCCCAGCUGAAGCAGCAGAUCCCCUUCCAUCAGCCUCUCGUUUCCCCUUCGACACUGACAUCAACACCGAUAUCAACACCGGCCCCCCGGGUCCCCUUACCAGCCAGCUCAACGCCCUCGCCACCGCCUUCCCUACCCACACCCUGUCCCCCUUCAUUAACGCCAGCGACCUCACCGACUUCAUCUCCCAGAUCCGCCGCCCGGUCGACCCACCGGUAUUUUCCGUCGAGUUGUGGGUUCUGCCAUCGGGGCUCGUGCAGCUCUUAUCGGAGAAGCUGUUCAAGGAUGGAUUGCCUUUGGCUCGAUUCAGCGACGAGAGUGUGGAUCAGAUGUUGUGA
Molecule: messenger RNA, 1359 nt
Organism: Drepanopeziza brunnea f. sp. 'multigermtubi' MB_m1
Lineage: Eukaryota; Fungi; Ascomycota; Leotiomycetes; Helotiales; Drepanopezizaceae
Source: RefSeq, a predicted model, not a curated record